CACGAGAUCCAGAUCAUUCAAAAUAUGAUGUUAUAGUAGUCGGCGGCGGUCACGCCGGUUCAGAAGCGUGUGCUGCCGCUGCCCGUACUGGUGCCAAAACUUUACUUGUUACUCAAAAGCUCGAUACUAUUGGUGAAAUGUCAUGUAAUCCAUCAUUUGGAGGGAUUGGAAAAGGAAUAUUAGUUAAAGAGAUUGAUGCUUUGGAUGGGUUAUGUGGAAAAAUAUCUGACCUUUCUGGAAUACAAUUUCAUAUACUGAAUCGUUCAAAAGGUCCUGCUGUACAUGGUCCAAGAGCGCAAAUUGAUAGAAAACUGUAUAAAAAACACAUGCAAGAAUGUUUAUUUAAUUAUCCGAAUCUUACAAUAAAGGCUGCGAGUGUCUAUGACCUUGCUAUUGCACACAACUCAAUAGUUUUUGGUGAUGUAGGAAGUCAAAACAAUAUUCAUGGAGAAGUUCAAGGAGUUAAAUUAGAUUCAGGUGAAAUAGUAUUUGCGCCGAAAGUUAUUCUUACAACUGGAACUUUUCUUCAGGGUGAAAUCCAUAUCG
This is a messenger RNA of Racocetra persica, 546 nucleotides long. Lineage: Eukaryota; Fungi; Glomeromycota; Glomeromycetes; Diversisporales; Gigasporaceae. The record is from the annotation of a GenBank genome assembly.